GUGAAGAAAAUGGAACGCAGUUGGCACUCUGGGCCUGGGGACAUACUUGUUGAUAAUUGUGCAAUCUGCCGUAACCAUAUCAUGGAUUUGUGCAUCGAAUGGUCAGGGGGUGUACAGCAUUGGGGGUGUGUAAAUCAUUCGUUCCACUUCCACUGUAUCUCACGGUGGUUGAAGACCCGACAGGUGUGUCCUCUAGACAACAGGGGGGACUGGGAGUUUCAGAUAUACGGGGGCCGAUUAGACAUUCAUUACUUCAGUGUUGUUACCCACCAUGAAGUUGCCUUGGGGGUGUUGAGCCUUGUAUGA
Molecule: messenger RNA, 306 nt
Organism: Bolinopsis microptera
Lineage: Eukaryota; Metazoa; Ctenophora; Tentaculata; Lobata; Bolinopsidae
Product: RING-box protein 1-like
Biological process (GO): protein ubiquitination; ubiquitin-dependent protein catabolic process
Cellular component (GO): nucleus; cullin-RING ubiquitin ligase complex
Molecular function (GO): ubiquitin protein ligase activity; zinc ion binding; cullin family protein binding
Source: RefSeq, a predicted model, not a curated record